CGUCUCGGGAUGAGAGUGGAGAGUGGCGGAGAGGGGAAGAGAGGGGAAAGCUGUGAUGGAGAAGUGUCCAGGGCUAGGUUUGAAUUAAAAAAGGGUACCGGCCACCUUCAACCUCCACCGGAACACUCGACGAUGAGAGUUUCACCGAAAGGGGCACUUUGAGAUAUGAUGAGGUUUAUUUCCGGUCGGGAAUAGUAUGAUUUGGUAUGUGGCCACUUUGAUAGCAAGUGUAUUCAGCACCCGAGGAACGGCCGCUCAAGGUUCCCACGGUGUGCGAGAGGAGCCCCAAUUUGUGACAGCACGUGCAGGAGAGAACGUCAUCCUGGGAUGUGAUGUGUCCCAACCUUUAAACGGCCAACCCUACGUGGUGGAGUGGUUUAAGUAUGGAAUGCCAAUCCCCUUUUUCAUCAAUUUUCGAUUUUAUCCUCCUCAUGUGGACCCAGAGUAUGCCGGCCGGGCCACUCUAUACGGCAAGUCCUCCCUUCGGAUAGAAAAUGUUCGUUCCGAUGACCAGGGCUGGUACGAGUGUAAGGUGCUAAUGCUCGAGCAGCAGUAUAAUACUUUUUACAAUGGCAGUUGGGUGCAUCUAACCGUCAAUGCUCCUCCUACAUUCACAGAUACGCCACCUCAAUAUGUAGAGGCCAAAGAGGGAGGAAGCAUCGUUUUGAGCUGCAUUGCCUUUGGCAACCCUAAACCCUCGGUCAGCUGGUUGCGGGACGGCAACCUUCUGGUCACCAGUGCCAAGUAUAAGGUAUUUGAUGGGAGUUUGACUGUGCUAUCCAUCGCCCGAGAGGAUCGUGGUGCCUAUACUUGUCGAGCCUUUAGUCCCCAAGGAGAGGCUGUUCACACAACACGGCUGCUAGUUCAAGGCCCUCCAUUCAUUGUAUCACCACCAGACAACAUUACAGUGAACAUCUCGCAAGACGCCUUCUUCACAUGCCAGGCGGAGGCUUACCCCCGAAACUUGACCUAUACCUGGUUCUGGGAGGAAGACAAUGUCUUUUUUAAGAAUGACCUGAAGCGCAGAGUCAGUGUUUUGAUUGACGGAUCCCUUAUUAUCGCCCAAGUCAAGCCAGAGGAUGCCGGGAAAUAUACUUGUGCUCCUAGCAACAGCCUUGGCCUACCACCGACUGCCUCAGCCUACCUGACUGUGCAAUAUCCUGCCCGGGUUGUAAACAUGCCAUCUGUACUCUACGUGGCCAUUGGACUGCCGGGCUUUAUCCGAUGUCCUGUAGAUGCCAACCCGCCUGUAACUUUGGUUAGGUGGAAAAAAGAUGGUCUCCCACUUCGGAUAGAUAAGUACCCUGGUUGGAGCCAAAUGGACGAUGGGAGCAUCCGUGUGGCAGAGGUGACAGAGGACUCUCUCGGCACCUAUACCUGCAUGCCUUACAAUGCCCUGGGUUCCAUGGGUUGGUCCCCUCCUGCUCCCCUGGUGCUAAAGGACCCUCCCAAAUUCUCAGUGGUCCCUGGAGGGCAGUACAGACAGGAGGCUGGGAGAGAGCUGGUUAUUCCAUGUGAAGCAGAAGGAGACCCCUUUCCCAAUAUAACAUGGAGGAAGGUCGGAAAGCCCAGUAAAAGCAAGCACAACGUUCUGCCUCGAGGCAGUUUACAGUUUAAGUCACUUACAAAGGAAGACUAUGGGGAAUGGGAGUGUGUUGCCACCAACGUCGCUACAAGCAUCACUGCCAGCACGCAUGUCCAGGUCAUAGGCACAAGCCCCCACGCUCCUACCAGCGUCCAUGUGGUGGCAUCCUCCACAUGGGCCAAUGUAUCAUGGGAUGUGGGCUAUGACGGAGGCUUCCAGCAGACAUUCUCAGUCUGGUAUGGCCAUGUGCUAAAAAGGGAGCGUUUAGGUCCACAUGACUGGCUCUCAAUGCCUGUGCCAGGAGGCCAAGAGUGGAUGGUGGCGCCUGGCUUGGAGCCCGAGACAACAUACCAGUUCAGCGUCCUAGCCCAAAACAAGCUUGGCACAGGACCCUUCAGCGAGGUUGUCACUGUGAACACAUUAGUAUUUCCUAUAAGUACCCCUGAACCACUGGUGCUGCUUACCCCACCACGGUGCCUCACAGCCAAUCGCACGCAACAGGGAAUUCUGCUUACCUGGAUUCCGCCCGCCAAUCACACAGCACCAAUCCAGCAUUAUAUCAUGGAGUUUCGCCUCGGAGAACGAUGGGAGGUCCUGGACGACAGCAUCCCUUCAAGUGAGACAGAGAUGCUUGCUCGCGACCUCAUUCAGGAGUCCUGGAAUGAGUUCCGUGUCAUGGCCGUCAUGGAUGGCACGAUUAGUGAGCCGAGCAACGUAGUCGGUGUCUCCAAUACAGACUUCUUUCCACCUCCUGAGAUGGUUGAGGAAUCAGGGUUGGCACGACCAGUUGUGGCUGGCAUCGUGGCCACUAUCUGCUUCUUGGCUGCAGCCAUCCUUUUCAGUACAAUGGCAGCCUGCUUUGUCAAUAAGCAGAGGAAGCGAAAGCUAAAAAGGAAAAAAGAUCCCCCUCUUUCCAUUACGCACUUAAGAAAAAGUAUGGCAACACCGCAAUCUUCAGGAAAGACUAGUCCAGAGAGCAUUCGUUCAAAGACACCCUUAUCAGAAACAUCUGAGGAUAGCCCUGACCGACAUGAUAAGAAAACACCCCCAAGUCCAGGGAAGAAAGAGGAGUUGUCUCUAUACAAGAAGACUAAAAGAGCAAUAACAAGCAAGAGGUAUACUAUCUCAAAACCUGACGCUGAAGCGACACCACCAAUUGAACUCAUCAGCCGUGGCCCAGACGGGCGUUUUGUGAUUGAUCCUACCGAUGCGGAUUUUGCUGUCAAGCCCCGACGAAUUGAAGGGUUUCCCUUUGUGGAAGAAUCCGAUCUGUAUCCUGAAUUUCGCCAAUCAGAUGAAGAGAACGAGGAUCUUAGGCCUCUUCCGCCAGUUAUGGCUCCACUUCGGCCUCAUCAGAUUUCACCCAUCUCAAGUCAUGAGUCCUACCUCCAGCCUCCAGCCUACAGCCCUCGUUUCCAGAGGCCCUUCGAAGGUAUGACUAUUAUGGAGAGCAGUCGACUUCAGGCUACAGGGCAAAUUCGAGGCUCUCUCCAUCACAGGGCUUUCUAUGGCUACCUGGGUUCCCAUGGGGAUCAUGAUCCUCCUCCUCCUUUUUACAUGACAGAUACCAGUCCGCUUAGCUCCGUCAUGUCCUCCCCUCCAUACCUGACUGAAGGUCCUUUUGGUUACCCUAUGAUCCCAGAAGAAAUGGCAGAGAGUGAUUUCACGCAAUAUGCCGUUUCUGGCUUCCCCUAUCCUUUGACACUCACUUCUUCCUCCCGUUCACCAGAAUUUUGGCGGGGAAUGGAUUUUACAUUUUCAACUGUAGAGGGGCCCCAGUUAAUUUUUCCACCACACCACUCUUUGCAUCUCCGCCACGAUUCUCCCUAUCCACCCCCAGCCUCUGUUCUUCCCCUUAGUGCUUUUCAGACUUCCUCUCUCCCAAUGCCUACCUAUCCAUCUGUGCUGCCACUUGAAGCACCGCAGAGCUACUCUAGCAGGUCUCCCAGUAGGACCAGGCCUCAUGGUUCUCCAGCCAGGCAUAUAGCUUUGCAAGAGGCACAUUUAGGGCAGCUAAGACGUCCACAACACAGUGUGGGUGCUCCAGUUUUGCCUUACACUGAUCCAAUGGCCCAUAUUGGCCCUAGCACCCUCAGUAGCCUGGAUACCAGAUGGUUUGAAUCUACCCCCCAUUUUAGUCCAAGGCAGGCUCGUAGAAUGGACUCUGGUGUGCAUCAGGUGGUUCUCCAGCCCUCUCGACUUUCCCCUCUUACCCAAAGCCCCUUUAGUUCUCAGGAGGGUUCCCCUGAAAUUGUCGUACGUCCAAGGCCCCGUCCAAACAUUAUUCAAGCUCCAAAACCCCCAGAGAUGUCUGAGAUUACACUUCUACCGCCUUCCACAGCCACCUUCUCAAGGAGAUCUUCUCCUUCUUCCUCGCCUGCGCUAGGCCAGGGUAGCAGAAGAGCCAGUCCUAGCUAUCGUUCCCAUUUGGCUUUUGCUUCAUCUGCAACCAGCUAUCAAGCUUCCCAAUCUCCGUCACCAUCCGUGGAAAGCAUCAACAUGUUUGGCCAGAUACCGUCUCACAGGAGGACUGAAGAGGAAGUACUUCCAGCUGAGCCCUCUCCAUCCCAGUUGUCAGCUUCAGGAAAACGUCGAGGCGCGCCGAGUGUCCUUUCGGGGUCUGAGAGGUUUGAUGCUCUGAGAUACCAACGCAUUAGAAAGGCUAAGAAGAUGACAAUGAAUAACAAUAAUUCCAAGACUCGGAGGAAAGCAGGUGUCUCUGCCUCUCAGACCCAACAGGCUCACAUCACUCAGGUACUUCAGCCCGAAGAAGCGCUCUACCUCCACAGGAAGAAGAAACGGCUCCUUCUUCACGAUCCAUACACUCGCUUCUCUGCUCUGCUGUACCGACGUCCCCUUCGAGAAGACCAGAAGGCUAUUUUGGCUUGUAUGGACAACGUAGAACUAGACCACGCUACCUUCCUCUGAAAACCCACACAAAUCAAGAUCAUCACAAUAACUCUUUCCCUUUGUAAUCUAUUAUCUACUUAGGGGAGGAGCACUUCAUUAAGCGUUUCAAUUUGGUGCAACAUUUUGUUCAACCAGAGCUCAGUUCAACCAUUAAUGAUGGUUUUAUACAGUUAGUAUGACGUUUGAGAAUUUAAUCAUAUUAACAUUUAUUUCAACCUGAUGACAAUCCCUUCAAAAUAUGAAAAAAAAUGGGUUAUGACAUACUGUUUGUAUGUCUGGAAUUCAUUUGCUUACCUCUAUCUUCUCCCCAUUGACACAUUUAGUGUGUUUCUAAAUGUGUUUACAUUUCCAGCAAAUGAAACCAGAAUGAUAGCUGGCAGUUCUCCUCCAGUUUAAAAAGGCAUUUGGGCAGAUUGAUUGAUUAACAUUUUCUGUAAGAUCCAAAUUUUCCUCUAAUUUAGUUAGCCAAUUAGAACGCAUUUCAGGCUUACAUCAUGUUGCCUAAAUGAAAACAGCACCUUAGAAAGUAGUGCAGGUGUCUCUUGACAGCCACACAUUUUCUGUCAAACACCUCUUUCAUUUUAGUGAAAACCCUAAAACCUCAGAUCACAGGAGCUGGGACCACACAAGACCAACUCUACCUAAAUGAAUUCACUGCUGGCUUUCCUCACCAUUGUAAUUUAGGUUUAAUAUAUUCAUCGGAAAAAAAUCAGGCUAGGUGAGCUUGGAUAACAAGAAAUGAGUAGAUUAAGUCAAGGUCCAAAUCAAGGGCGUAGGUUUGCAUAGGGACGUUAGGGACAACACUACCAACUUUUCAGGAUGCUCAAAUUAUCCCCACCUACUUUUAAGCGACCUUAUUUGCAUUAUUUAAUGACUUCAGUUAUAUAUGUCAUUUAGAUUGUCUUCCUAUAUGUUAUAAGGAUAGAAUUGAUCCUACCAUUAUUAAGUGAAUUACAGUACUUUCAUUAUGUUCAGACUUACACUGACCCUUUUUCACUUGCUGAAUGUGCCAGUCCAUUUUUCCCUUGAAACGCAUGCUUGAUUGGCUGAUGACUUGAAACACACACGCCCAUUCACAGCCCGACAGAAAUACAACAAGCCGCCUCCCCUGCCCCCUUCAAAGACGAGGGAUAUUAGAAGUUUUUUUCCGCCAGCAGCAGCCACUGCUAGUAAUGUAAAAAGACGUCAAUGUUGUGGAGGUGGGGAACACGCCACUAAAAAUAAAAACAGCUAGCUGAAAAUAUGCUUAACAGACAUAUUUUAGCAAAAGGUUUGUAUAUUUAAUCUUAAAAGAAAAACUUGUUUGUCAGAAAUGUUCUUAAUUCAAGAAUAUUGUUCAAAGCAUUAUUGGAAUGAUUUUUUUUUUCUUGAUUUAGGUGAAAGAUGACCAACUUUUAAAUGUAUGGGCUCAAUACAAACAAAACAUAAUAUUUACUUAAAAUAAGUGGAAGAAUCUGACACAUUAAUCUGUUAAGUAGCCUUUAACACUUAAAAAAAAGAUUUUGACUAGAUUUUUAAAAAAUUAUUAGACUAAGACGUUAUAAAAUUUGCAGUGUGAAAGUAUACGUCAAUACAGAUUAAUUUUGCAUUAAUCAUUUAGCCUUUCAAUUAAUUAGGUUUAUAUUGGUGAGAAAUGUAGCCCUGACCCCCAUUCACCAAAUAUGUUUGGUCUUAUUAAUGUCCCGUCCCCAGCAAAAAGUGUACAUGCAGGUUAUGCUGUUAUAUCGUCCCUACCAAUAUUAAGACCAAACCUACGCCCUUGGUCCAAACGCUUUAAUUUCUCCCUUCUGAGACAUGCACUGGAGCAAAAUAUUCCCAUGCCCAUUCUUUUUUUUUUUUUUUUUUUUUUUUUUUUUUUUCUUGCAGAGGUGGGUAGAAUAGCCCAAAAUUUGCCCAGUGCACUCACUCACAGACUCAUUGCAAAUUCCUUCAACCCCUCGCAUUUCUGCAGAUAUUUAAGUCCGCCCGUCUCAUCAGACCAUAGGACAUGGUUCCAGUAAUCCAUGUGCUUUGUUGACAUGUCUUCAGCAAACUGUUUGCGGGCUUUCUUGUCUUCAGAAGAGGCUUCCUCCUGGGGUGACAGCCAGCACACCAAUUUGAUGUAGAGUGCGGCGUAUGGUCUGAGCACUAACAGGCUGACCCCCCCACCUCUUCAAUCUCUGCAGCAAUGUCCUGUAACGAGUCACAGGACAUUUUGAAGGGUAAAUGACAAGCAGUACUCAAUUUUGACAUUUACGGAUGUACUGUAUGUUUUUUCAAAGGGGUGCACUCACUUUUGUUGCCAUGGGUUUGGAUAUUAAUGGCUAUAUUUUGAGUUAUUUUGAGGGGGAAAUGAAUUAACUCUAUUAUAUAUGCUGCACACAGACUACUUUUAAUUGUGUCAAAGUUUCAUUUUGUCAGUGUUGUCCCAUGAAAAGAUAUACAUAAAUAUCUGCAGAAAUGCGAGGGGUGUACUCACUUUUGUGAUACACUGUACAUAUGGGCGUGCGUGUGCUGCGUGCACUCAGCACACGUGCAUGUUGAUUACAUAUGAGACUCCAGUAGCUUCCACAGAUGUUUACUGGCCAUCAACACGCCAUGGAAUUCAGAAGUUAAAAAAUUACUUACAAAAUAAGGAAAUAAAACCGUGAUUAUUGUUGCGACGUCUCAUUGGUGAAACUGGUAGAGCCACUGUAAAUGCAUAAAUAAAGUAAAAUUUAAUAUGUAGAAUAAAGAGGAAAAAUGUAACGACUCUCGUGUAGCCCAAAGUAGUGGAGUGGAGAAGUAUGUUUUUCUCCAAAAGUUACUCAAGUAAAUGUAACACGUUACUACCCACCUCUUUUUUUGUGUCUGGUUUUAUGCUACUGUCUCCUGUUAAUUUACUGCAGGUAGUCUAGAGAGCUCUAAAUCUGAAUCAAAUAUCAAUACAAAAACAUUUUAGUAAAGAAUAUAUACAGAUUUUGCGCUGGAUUUACCAACAUAGGAAAUAUACUGUAACUGAGAUUAAUAUUUAUCUCUGGUUGCCCAGAUUUCUAUCUAUUCAUUGACUUUGUCUAGUUAAGCUUGCAGGGAGCUGUUGCCUAUCCUACUAUCUGAACUGAGCUUGAGGGGAAAGGCAAUUUACACUUGGUCGCCAGUCAACCACAGUACAAACACAGAAUAAGACAACCUUUACACCGUCAUCUAGAAACCACUGAAGACUGAACGCACGUUGCCUGAACUUGAGUCAGACAAAUGAAUCACUGCACCAUGAGUGACAUCCUGCCUGCUUCACUUCCAAUGUAAUUUCUACUUAGCCAUUUUGCUUCUCGUAGUAUGAAUGUAUUUUUCAAUUUUGCUAGCCUUUCUAUGUGGUCUCAUGCUAAAAAUAAGAAUCAGAAGUCACUUAUCAAGAAAUAGGAUGCAAAAUUAGAGGCAGCUAUAUUUUCAGUCUUAUAGUGAUUUUGUUUCUUCCUCUUUUUCAUUUUGGAAGUCUUGUUUUGAUGUUUAAAUCUGAUCAUUCAGUAGACAAAGGAGAGAACACUUUAGUGAAGAUCAGGAAGAGUCAUUCUAUCGUGGGAUUUUGUUACCAUUCGUGUUUUUGUGUUACAGUUGAGCAUCUUCAUACACUUCUUAUUCCUUCAUCAGAUUUUUUAAAAGGUGCUCAGUAAAAAAAAAAAAAAAAAAAAA
Corythoichthys intestinalis (scribbled pipefish) is the source of this 8143-nucleotide messenger RNA. RefSeq names its product protein turtle homolog B-like. The coding region runs from base 197 to 4513 and encodes 1438 amino acids. NCBI's taxonomy places the organism in Eukaryota, Metazoa, Chordata, Actinopteri, Syngnathiformes, Syngnathidae. The transcript has 20 exons. The record is from RefSeq and is a predicted model, not a curated record. Gene Ontology annotation, molecular function: protein binding. Gene Ontology annotation, biological process: cell-cell adhesion.